UUUAGGCGGUCUAAUCCCUAAUUGACGCUACCGACUUCGGAGUUUUUUUUCUAGCCAGGUCGCUGGUCAGGGAUGACUGACCUCGAUCUUUAUAGUGAAAUUGUAGCUGAAGAUGAUGAAAAAAGACUGGAAUAUCUGUGCAGUUUAGAUGUGCCCGAACAUGUACGUUCUCUCCAAUCCCAAUCUUCAUUAUUGGAAGCGGAAGUUGAGGCACUGAAUGCACACGUCAGUCGUCUGGAAAAAGAACGCUUGGUUUUAAUUGCUAAAAAAGAUCAAAUUACAGACAACUUCUUCCGCUUGGGACUUGCUUGUCGCAGAGAGAUAGAGAAGCUAAAGUCACAAAUCAAAUUACUUUGCACGAAAUAUAGGGUUCCGGAGCCAAAAGCUGUUAGCCAAAAGAAUUUGAAUUGUGAUACCCAAAUAAACCCCGAGAAGCAGAAUUACUACACGGAUCUAGUAGCAUAUUUACAUUCUGAUCGUCCACCUAUCAAUAUAUACUCUGGUAACAAUAUGCCGAAUAGGAAUCUUAAUGUUGUUUCAAAGUGCGAUGCAGUUACACAGACUGAACAUGUUAAAAAAUAUAAUUCACAUUCAUCUGGGUCUUCUUUCGGUUCACAGUCAUCACGUUCAGUGUCUUCAAGCUCAUCAUCAUCAUCUACGUCAUCUUCCAGUUCUACUAGUCAGGACCAACCUACGUCUCAAACUGGUUUAAUGAAUAAUGGACUCUCACAUAGCUUUCUAGACCCAUCUGUAGAUGGUAAAUCGUUACUAUCACAUUCACUAUCUGUAGUUGAUGUGGGUGGAAAGAAUCUAGAGAAUUGUGGAUGCCGUGACUCAAUUAAACAUGGAGUGUAUGAGAAAUCCUGUGAACUCAAGCAAAAUAGUGCUUUAUCUGGAAGUUCACGUGUCAAUAAACGGCUAAAUCGCUCUAAUAAGAAAUCCGGAGAUAAAAGUAUACCAGCUUAUAAUGCAGAUAAACAACUUCCUAUUGCUGACGAAUGUAGGCGCAAAUAUACUAAAACAAUUCAUGGGCAGUUCUUUUCUAAAUCUCAUUGCUUUCAUCAAAGGAAACAAAAAGAUGAUGAAGUUGCAAGUAAUCCAGGAAGAAAAACAGACACAUCAUCAGAAAGCAGAAUUUUAUCAAUGCGAGGAGUCAGAAAAUUUUCAUCGCCUCUAAACAAUAGUAUAAACAAACACCCUUCUGUUCGAAGUUCUACUUCAAAGGACUUUAGAAUGGUUCAACAUGUUUCUCCUUCCUUACCUAGACUCACUCAAAGUACUGGUCCAGAUUCAUCUUCCAGAGGUCAUGUUCCAAAUCAUCUCCUGAAAGCUGUAGAAGGCGCCAUACGAUUAUCUCGAGAUCACCAUGCAGUUCGCAGACAACAUAAUGCAGCCAAUUCUAUCCACCGUGAUCGAUAUUCAAAACACUUACACCGUAACUAUCAAACUCAUACUGAAAUAUCUCGUUUGGAAAGUGGUGAUUGCUCAAGCGAACCCGAAAAACGAACUAGGGAAGCUAGCUGUACACUGUUCACAAGACGUCUACGUUGUAAAGGUGAUAGUACAAAUAUGAUCGUCGAGUCAACCUCUCGAGAACCGAAUGAUUCAGGUCACAAACCAGAUAAAGAAAGUGAUCAGUUAACUUCUAAUGAGAAUUCUACACCUAAUGCUUUAAUUCCUGAUUCAUCAAACACUGUUGGUGAUAUUCACCUCCUUAGAGAUUAUUCGGCUCAGGAAAUCGUCCAUGACUCUAAUGAACAUGUAACAAACUCUAUCAACCCGUCUGAUCAAUCUUCAAAUCAGUUCUUGUCAAAAAACGCUUCAUUCUCCUCUGUAGAAAACAAAAUUGGCGAAUUAGUUAUUCCAGAAGUUUUGGGGCUUACUCCACCUAUUUCUCAUGAUCAGGACUGUGUUGAAGAUAAAACUGCUUCACCUCUCACAAGAAAAAUACCGAUUCACCCAGAAGAUUCAUUUGCCCAUACUAGUAGCAAUAACAGCCGGUCACUCUGUACAAGUUGUCAUUCACAUUCUAGAUCGGACCAUUCUUUAACAGAGUCAGACCACUCCGAAACCUGUGGUGGAGGGAUAGAAAACCAAGAAGAGGGUGAAGUUGCUGAUGACGUAGACGAUGACGAUGACACAGAGGUGUUCAAUUCUUCACCUUAUGCAGCUCAUACACGCAAAAGAUGUUGGUCUCGUCCAUCACCUACCAGUUGUAAAACUCCAAAAAUUUCCUCAGAUUUACAUGUUAUUGAGUCCACAAACGUUUCGAUCUCUGAAAAUUCAAAAAAUAUUUCACCAUACCCAAAUAUUGAACAGCGGAGAUGGAGUAGAUGUUCACAACAUUAUGAAAAAGAUGGUUCCAAGAACUCUAGUUCUGGUUUUAUGGAUUUGACUUUACGAGCAUCUCCCGGAUACGAGAUAACGACUCUGUCUGAGUUUGGAUUGAUUGGUUUCCUGUCAGAAGAUUCAUACAUGAAAGUAGAAUACAUAACUAAUAAAGAUUAGGCGCCCGCGACCGAAGGUCUUAUGUUCGAUUCUUUGUGGUGUUGUGGAUUCGCACCGCUGAAGUCCUAUACUAAGACAAAACGGCUAUUUAGUUUUCCGGGUUUUUAAUAGUAGACUAACUUAGGUCGGUUCACGAUUUCAAUGAAAUACAACAAUCUCCACAACCUCAUCCUAAAAAGGUCUUUUUGUUGAAAACCCUAACAAAAUGCUGAGUCUUCAGGAUGCCUCAAGUAACAAUUCAAUGAUGCACUUUUCUUUAAAAGAAAAGUGUUGUUUCAAGUCUAUCCUCCGUUAUUCCCUUGACUGAUGAUAAGAGGGGAAGUAGCGAAGCGCGUUUAUCACUUGCAUUGGAAAUCUCAUCACCCUUGAUGGAUUAUUUGCUGACGAAACCUCAGCAUGGAAUCAGGAAACCCGGUUGGUUCCUACAAACCUACUAUACUUGUGGCGUUGGCGAUGCAUCCGUGCUCCAACUAGAGGACGCGUGUACUUCUCAGAAACUCGUUCUUUUCUGCCUCAUAUCUUUGAAACGUAGGUUACUGGUAUUCGACCAUAGACGCCGUCGAAUCAUUCCUCUCGUAUGUUGGGGCCACUGAGCAUGAGAUUACUGAAGUUAUGUGAAAGUGACAAGUCGGUUGAUGCAACUGGAAAUCUCCAUCGACUAAGGUGUUGAAGACACGUACUAAGUAAGUCCAAAAACCGCCUACCACAAGGCGCGAUGAUGGUUUGUGUAGAAAUAUAUUGAAAUAUGUUUAGGAGCUGCCAAACCGAAAUAUGGCAUCAAUUCAUGUGGUCAUUGACUGUUGGAUUGAGAUAUCUAGGCAGAUACUGAUUACCUGGUUGGUCAGUAGUUGAGGACAUAAGACAACGUGAUUUGUAAGCGGUCUCAAUGCCUUGAGCUUCAUAGUAAUUUAUUUUUAUUCGUUUUAUUCAAUCGUUUCUUUUCGAAAUAUAUUCUCAAUACUUAAUCUUCGUCACCAUUAUUGAUAUUGCUAUUAUUUGGACUUCUGGUUUUUAUCUUGCUGAGUUGAUUUUCUCUUAUCAAACUCAGUAUAGCGACUUCGGCUGGCGCAUGUUUGUCUUAUAUUGUAUGUUUAUUAUGACUGACAUGAAUAUUCUAAACAAUGGAAUAAGGGUCUUGCCACAAGAAACAUUUUAAAUCAGAUUAGAUCAGCGUAUCCUUAAUUUUGUAAACAAACUUGUUUGAAUUCAAUUUAUUUAUAUGGUUUUCUUAACCCCAUAUUUUCAAUAACACACUUUUUGGUCCCUGAUUGUAUGAAUUUCAAAUAAGCAGAUAUUAAAUGACAGUAACUCAUACAUAUUAGUAAUUUUUUUCCUUCAUAUUUAUGAACUUAGCUAAAUUUCCAUAUUACGUUUCCGCUGUAGUUACUCGAAACGUAUGAUGUUAAACGUUAUAUGAUAUUUAGUUUGUUUAACGAAACUGAAUGUCAUUACUGUGUAUCUGCUAGUCCACCAUUCUGUGUUCUUUCAGUAGGUUGGUUAUAUGACCAGUCUUCAUAUUAAUACUUCUCCACCUUGUAGCCUAAAUUUUAAUUCAUACAACAUACUGGGAUACGUGUGUUAUAAGGAUACAUACACAAGGGUGUAGUCGUAGGGUUUCACGAUGUUACAAAUACUGUGGUGUGUGCUACUUAUAUUGACAUAAGUAGUAUAUGGUGUUAGUCAGGAACAGAAGGUCUGGCAGCAGAGAGACAAGAGGAUCGAAAAGUAAAGAAUGGAAACAAGAUGCAAUUAGUAUGAAAAUGCAAGAACAAUAAAGUCUGAGUCAUUUUGAGACAAUCGAUGGACAUUUUGCAAAUUAAGCAUUUACUUGAUGAUUGUUAGAUUUUAUUAACAAGUCCUGUAAUUUUCUAUUAAGUACAUUCGAUUGUCCCCUCUCGUGUUCUGUUCACCACAAUACGAACUCACUAAAAUAUGAGUGUCAUGUGUUUGAUCAUUCUCAUAGUAUUGAAUAUUCUAUUUUCUGUAGUAUGUAAUAUACUGUCUGCAGAAUAUUAUUUAGUUUUAUGACAUAGAUGAUUGUGACAGCUUAUAUUACACUUAUUUCAACUCUUGUUGGAGCAAAUAUGGCAAUUUAGCUACAAAUAUUAUUUUCUUGUAAGAAUUGUUAUUGUUCGUUCAGCAUCCGAUGUCAUUUUGAAGUAACCAUGUUUAGGAAACGUCACUGAUAGCAUUUCUUACGAUCAUAGUUACGUCAUAAUACCCGUUCAUCAUAUGCUCAAUCGGACAGCCAUCAGAUGGUACUUACUGUUGCACAGAAGCUGAGUAGCUUUUCCAGACUCAUCCGUUCAAGCAGACUAUAAAAAUGGCAAAAUACCAUUUUGUGUAUAGCGAGACGGACACAGUUUGACAGUCAUUUCUAUUGUGCUUUUUGUAAUACUAGAGGACAAUGGCGGUUUGUAUAUAAUAUGAUUUGGAUGUAAUGUUUUUACACUUAGGAUUUAUCAUAACAUGGUUGAUUCGACAUUAAAAGUAUAAAUUUACACCAGCACAAUCACGGACUACUGAGUUAUACUAUACUUUAUUGAUGUAUCUUGGAAUUGUCGAAACGCAAAACGAACUUUGGUUUGUCGGAUUAGAUUUGAUUACUAGCAAAAAUCAGUAAAUAUAUAGUUAUUUUCUCAUCCAAAAGUUUUAAAAAGGCCACACAUGACCUUUGUAUGUAAUGGUCAAUUGUGUUUAAUGGAAGUGUAAUAGUUUUAAACCUAUCAGUGCUUUUGUUGUUUUUACUUUAAGAAGACCAACACCCCUCCAAUCCA
Schistosoma bovis is the source of this 5285-nucleotide messenger RNA. NCBI's taxonomy places the organism in Eukaryota, Metazoa, Platyhelminthes, Trematoda, Strigeidida, Schistosomatidae. The record is from the annotation of a GenBank genome assembly.